Molecule: messenger RNA, 2016 nt
Organism: Phragmites australis (common reed)
Lineage: Eukaryota; Viridiplantae; Streptophyta; Magnoliopsida; Poales; Poaceae
Product: beta-1,2-xylosyltransferase XYXT1-like
Exons: 4
Coding region: 226-1779 (517 amino acids)
Molecular function (GO): glycosyltransferase activity
Source: RefSeq, a predicted model, not a curated record
GAGAGUUGGCAUUUGGUUUAGUCCUCUCCUGGGUGCAGCCAUAAAGGACGUCAAGCAUCCCCAAGAACUGGUCCGUUGAAGAGUUCUUUGAAGGUUCUCCCAUGUCAGGGUAGUUGGUGUCUCGGCCGGGGUUACCUGCAUACGCGGGCACAUAUUUAUCACGGGGAAGCGACGAGCUGCAAAGGGGAAGAAGGAAGAAUUCACGAGCAAGUCCAAGGAGACAACAUGGGAGGUGACCCGGGGAAGCUCAUGAAGAGCUUGAAGGGUGCAGGUCAGAAGUACCUUGGCGUGGGGUUCUUGCUCGGCUUCUUCCUGGUGCUCCUCACGUACUUCACCGUCUCCGAGCAGUUUGCGAUCUCGGCGCCCAACGCUAUUCGGAGGUCAUCGCCGGGGCACGCGCACCCCUCGCCGGCCACCUCGGCCGUGGGAGAGAAGAGGCAGCAGGUCCCCGUCAUAGAGGAGAAGCCACCCAAGGCGGAGCAUGCAGCAGAAGUGAAGCCCCCACCCGUUGAAGAGCCCCACGUUGAAACAGAGGAGGACCAGAAGCCUAUUAUCGCUGAUGCUAGUACUGCCAUUGGUGGCGAUGGCAGCGCAGAGGAGAGCGCUCCGGCCAAGAAGCCGGCGUGCGACAUCCAGGGACCGUGGGUCUCCGACGUCUGCGAAAUCGACGGCGACGUGCGCAUCCACGGCUCGGCGCAUUCCGUCCUCAUCCCGCCGUCCAUCGAAAGCGGCGGCAACCCGAACCCGCAGGAGUGGCGCAUCCUGCCCUACUCCCGGAAGCACAUGGCCAACCUCAACGAGGUCACGGUGCGGGAGCUGUCCUCGUUAGCUGACGCGCCGGCGUGCGAGGUCCGGUCGCCCGUCCCGGCGAUGGUGUUCGCCAUGGGCGGCCUCACGGGCAACUACUGGCACGACUUCAGCGACAUCAUGAUCCCGCUGUACCUCCGGGCGGCGCGGUUCAACGGCGAGGUGCAGCUCGUCGUGGAGAACAUCCAGCCAUGGUACGUCGGCAAGUACCGGACCAUCCUGCGACGGCUGUCGCGGUACGAGAUCGUGGACAUGGACAAGGACGACCGGGUGCGGUGCUUCCCGGGCGCGGUGGUGGGGAUCCGCAUGCACAAGGAGUUCAGCAUAGACCCGGCGCGCGAGCCCGUCGGACACUCCAUGCCGGAGUUCACCAAGUUCCUCCGCGAGACCUUCUCCCUCCCGCGCGACGUGCCGGUGAAGCUCACAGGCGCCGACGGAGAGGACAAUGAGAAGGUGAAGCCUCGGUUGAUGAUCAUCUCGCGGCGCCACCCGCGGAAGCUGAUGAACGUGGCGGACGUGGUGGCGCUGGCGGAGCGUGUCGGGUUCGAGGUGGUGAUCGGCGACCCACCGUUCAACGUGGACGUGGGCGAGUUCGCCAAGGAUGUGAACGCCGCGGACGUGCUGAUGGGCGUGCACGGCGCGGGGCUGACCAACUCGAUGUUCCUGCCAACGGGAGCGGUGUUCAUCCAGGUGGUGCCGUACGGCAAGAUGGAGCACAUCGGGGAGGUGGACUUCGGCGUCCCGGCGGUGGACAUGCGGCUCAAGUACAUCGCCUACUCCGCCGGCAUGGAGGAGAGCACGCUGGUGGAUACGCUUGGCCGCGACCACCCGGCGGUGAAGGACCCGGAGUCCAUCCACCGGAGCGGGUGGGGGAAGGUGGCCGAGUACUACCUCGGCACGCAGGACAUCAGGCUCGACCUCGCGCGAUUCGAGCUUGUGCUCCGCAAGGCCAUGCAGCUCCUCAAGGAGUAACCAGAGAGCAGCAGCUGCAUGUACAGCUAUUUUCACUUGAUUAGCUACUAGUUUCGUCUUUCCUGCUUGAAAUUCACAAUUCUUUUCCCCAAUUUUUAUGUUCUUUUAAAAGAAAAGAUAAAUCAAAGGUUUACAUGUUUUUAAUCAUCCUUCUUUGUACGUACUGCAUUCGAUUGAGUGGAAAAGCACAUGAGCUGAGCUGACUAUGCACAAGACAAGAUUCACAUUGCAUCUGCA